CCCUAAUGGAACUAUAUCAAUGGAAAAUCCAAAUUUGAAAUCUCUCUAGUCUUGGCAAUAUGUUAAGUGAAGCUAAUGUGUUUUUAUUUCUUUCCUUGCCUUGUUUAGUGAAAUAUAUGUAUUUCUUUACUCACUCGAAUAUGUGUUCACUAUCUCCGUUGCGCAUUGGAUAAAUCUGGUUCGUUCGUGUAUGAAUCCCUAUCGCGGUGGUAAACCCCGUGUCUUUUGAUGAAGGAAAUUCCUAACAAUUCUUGGUUGAUUAUGAAGAUGAAGAUGAAGAUGAUAGAAUGAUGGAUGCGGCCGCAGAAUGUUGCGUUCCGCCGGGCUUCCGCUUCCACCCGACCGAUGAGGAGCUCGUCGGCUACUACCUCAGGAAGAAGGUCGCGUCGCAGAAGAUCGAUCUCGAUGUUAUAAGAGAUAUUGAUCUUUAUAGAAUCGAGCCAUGGGAUCUUCAAGAAAAAUGUGGGAUCGGAUAUGAAGAGCAGAAGGAGUGGUACUUCUUCAGUCACAAAGAUAAGAAGUACCCAAGCGGGACGAGGACGAACCGGGCUACAAUGGCCGGGUUUUGGAAGGCGACUGGGCGGGAUAAGGCGGUAUACGACCGGUCAAAGCUCAUCGGAAUGAGAAAAACCCUUGUUUUUUACAAGGGAAGAGCACCUAAUGGCCAGAAAACCGAUUGGAUCAUGCACGAGUAUAGGCUUGACUCUGACAUCAAUUCGCCUCCUCAGGAAGAAGGAUGGGUGGUAUGUCGUGCAUUCAAAAAGCGGACGACCGGCCAAUCCAAGAGCAGCAACGAAGGGUGGGACCCGGCAGCAUACUACUACGAUGAAGCAAAAUUUGUGCCCCAAAACUUGUUGUGUAAACAGGAGACAGAAAGCCUCCAGUUUGCGCAACUCCCGCAACUAAAGAGCAGCAAUAAUAUUAUCGAAGACGAAGAUCGAUGUUCGAAAAAAGUAACGGACUGGAGAGAUCUCGACAAAUUUGUGGCGUCGCAGCUAAGCCACGGGGAUGAAUACCACGGUGAUUCACAAAUGGAACUGCUUCUGCGGAGAGAAGAAGAGACACCUCCAAACUUGCUCUCAGCUUCUGAUCAUUCUGAUAUUGGGAUUUGCAUAUUUAAUAAAUAAACCUACCCUCUCAACUUCCCUGGGAUUUAUACAAUUCUUGUGAACAAAUAUGGAGUAUUAUAUUUGUUGGCUAUAUAAAAUAUAUAUGAGCUUUCA
Messenger RNA from Salvia splendens (bonfire salvia), 1223 nucleotides. Its product is annotated as NAC domain-containing protein 37. The transcript has 4 exons. Gene Ontology annotation, biological process: regulation of DNA-templated transcription. The record is from RefSeq and is a predicted model, not a curated record. Bases 288 to 1127 code for a protein of 279 amino acids. Gene Ontology annotation, molecular function: DNA binding. Lineage: Eukaryota; Viridiplantae; Streptophyta; Magnoliopsida; Lamiales; Lamiaceae.